AUGAACACCUUCGGAGCUCGGUACCUAGUCUUACACCCGGGCGCCUGUCUCAAAGCUGGUCCUCAGACCGGCAUCCGCCAACUCGUCAAGACGCUCCAAGCGGUGCUAGCUAAUUCGGAAAAAGUCACCAUUUUGCUCGAAACAAUGGCCGGCAAAGGAACCGAGAUCGGCACUAACUUCAAACAACUCCGGCAAAUUCUUGACCUAGUCAACCACCCGCGGCUAGGAAUUUGCUUCGAUACUUGUCACGUUUGGGACAGCGGCGUUGACAUUCAAAACGUGGACAAAUUAGUCCGUGAACUGCAAGACCUAAAACUGAUCGAUAAAAUCGCGGUUUUUCACGUUAACGAUUCCAAAAACGGACUCGGGUCGCAUAAAGACCGCCAUGCUAACCUUGGACAAGGACAAAUCGGGCUCCCAACUUUGCGGGAAAUAGUUUGA
This is a messenger RNA of Centruroides sculpturatus (bark scorpion), 441 nucleotides long. RefSeq names its product probable endonuclease 4. Gene Ontology annotation, biological process: base-excision repair. The record is from RefSeq and is a predicted model, not a curated record. Gene Ontology annotation, molecular function: phosphoric diester hydrolase activity; zinc ion binding; DNA binding. Bases 1 to 441 code for a protein of 146 amino acids. The transcript has a single exon. NCBI's taxonomy places the organism in Eukaryota, Metazoa, Arthropoda, Arachnida, Scorpiones, Buthidae.